AUGAGUAAAGGCAGCUUGGAGAUAACACAAACUCAAUUGCCUAGUCAGACAACUACACCUACGGCCUAUUCAUAUCCUCCUCUGCUUUCCGACCACUCGUUUCGGCUCCUCAAGCUGUUCCCGGGAACUGGACCUGAAAGAAUUACUGUACAGCUUUGGCAAUUCGAAUUGCCAUCUGCUCCAGCAUACGAUGCGAUAUCAUAUGUAUGGGGAGAUGAAUCUUCUACUAUAUCGAUCACGUGCGAUUCUCAACCCCUUGAGAUCACGCAGAACCUGCACUGGGCUUUAUACCGUGUCAGAGACCCGAAGGUAGCGAGCUUCGUCUGGGCAGAUGCAAUAUGUAUAGAUCAGCUCAAUGUCCUAGAGCGAAAUUCGCAGGUCGCGUUGAUGGGGUCGAUAUAUGGGAAUGCUAGGCUUGUGUUUGUUGCAAUGGGUGACGCCUCUGGGGAAGAUGAUCGAAAUGUCAUGACCUUGAUUAGAGAUAUAUCUUCAAUCUGGGAAAUUGUCACAACCCGCCUUGAGAUUGGCGAAAGUUUUCGGGACGAUCCUCGAUGGCGUAGCGUUGCUUCUAUAAUGGAUUGCACAUGGUUUACUCGCGUGUGGGUUGUCCAAGAAGUUGGAUUGGCGAGGCACCCGAUAGUGUUGUAUGGAAACACGCAUUUUCCUUACAGAGAAUUGAUCAAAAUUGUCACUUGGGCAAGGAGUCAAACUUGGAGUUCGAGUUACUGGAUUUCGGGAUGGAUCAUUCAUUCAGCAUGGUCAGAUUGGACACAGAUACCCACAUUUCCAAAUGUCGGACUCUUCGAUCUGCUAAGUCAUGGCGCUAUGUUAUCAUGUAGUGAUCCUCGCGAUCGUGUAUAUGCGUUUCUCGGACAUCCACUAGCGAAGAAUACGAGCGGUUCGAGCACCUUGCUUGCGCCUGAUUACACGAAAGAUUAUAGAGAAGUCUAUCAAGAAGUCUCGGUUUUGCUCUUGAAGCGAAUCGGGCUCAGGUUACUCUCUUCAGUCGAACACACAGAAGAAACCAUCAAAGAACCCUUCCCAUCAUGGGUGGUACGCUGGGAUGUCGCAGAAGUGAUGAAUGACAUAUCCCAAUACCACGACCAAUUCAAAUGUUACCCAACCAAUGACACUCGACUACUUCACAACACAGUUCAAGGCAACAAGCUAAUAUCCCACGGUAUAUUCCUAGAAACAAUCGCUAAAUCAUUCCCCAUGCGAGGCCGAACCGACGCAGACGUCCUAACCUUCCUCGACCACACUUCUAACACAGAAAUCUCACUGCACACCAUGAUCCACAACUUCACACCCGGCAACUGGCGCUCCUCAGAAAUCUACGGCCAAAACCCACAAACCGCAUUCCUCAAAACUCUGUCAGCUGGACACUACAAAGCUCCUUUCGACGCAGCGACUCAUCCAGAUGAAAUCUCCGCAAUUUACCACAGCGUCAUCGGGACCUGUCAUAAACGUUGCUUCGCCAUGACCGGGUCAGGAUUGUUUGUUCUUGCACCCUGGCUUACGAGACCGGGAGAUAUCUGUUGUGUGUUGUUUGGGGCGGGGGCGCCGUUUGUGCUUCGGCCGGCGGGAGGGAGUGGGGAGUAUCGGCUGCUGGGCGAGGCGUAUGUUGGGGGGAUUAUGGAUGGGGAGUUGAAGGUUAUGUUUAGUGAGAGUCAGUUGAGCGGGAGGGAGUUUGUGAUUUCGUAG
This is a messenger RNA of Glarea lozoyensis ATCC 20868, 1704 nucleotides long. RefSeq lists its product as uncharacterized. The transcript has a single exon. Lineage: Eukaryota; Fungi; Ascomycota; Leotiomycetes; Helotiales; Helotiaceae. The coding region runs from base 1 to 1704 and encodes 567 amino acids. The record is from RefSeq and is a predicted model, not a curated record.